Molecule: messenger RNA, 1534 nt
Organism: Daucus carota subsp. sativus
Lineage: Eukaryota; Viridiplantae; Streptophyta; Magnoliopsida; Apiales; Apiaceae
Exons: 3
Coding region: 105-1052 (315 amino acids)
Source: RefSeq, a predicted model, not a curated record
UGUAUAUAUACAAGCCUGUUCAUUUCAUUUCAUACAUCGUCGAGCCCCGCAUUUCAUACAAACAAACCCCAGUGGUGAAGAAAGAUUGGCCUGAUGAGGAUGCGAUGAAGUUGUCGUUUGAGACUGGCAGUGCUGUGAAGGUCAAAUUUAAGCGCAGGAAAGUACCAGUUGUUAGGGAUUUUCCUUUGGGAUGUGGACCAAAUGCACUAAAGGUUAGUGAUGUUAAGGGUUCUUCGCAGAGUGGAUCAAAUGCAAUGAAGGUCUCUGCUAUUGGGGGAUUUCCUGCGGGGAAUGGGCAAAAUGCAGUAAAGGUCUCUGCUGUUAGAGAUUUUCCUGCGGUGAAUGUUUUGAAUGCACUAAAGGUCUCUGCUGAGGAUUUUUCUUUGAGGAAUGGACUUGGUGAACAAAUGGCAUCUGGUGUUAAAGAUUCGCCUGCAGGGAGAGGACCGGAUGCACCAAAUGCCAAUGCUGCUGUAGAAUCUCCUACGGAGAGCGGAUCAAAUGCAAUGAAGGGCUCUGCAACUGGCGAAUUAUCUGUGGGUAAUGGACCAAAUGCACUAAAGGUCCCAGGUGAUAGAGAUUCUUCUGCAGUGAAUGUUUCGAAGGUCUCUUCUUGGGAUAUUCCUGCGGGGAAUGGAUCAAUUGAACCAUUGGUCUUGCCUUCUAGGGAUUCUCCUGCAGGGAGGAGACUGAAUGCACCAAAGGUCAAUGUUGUUACAAAUUUUCCCACGGUGAGCGGAUCAAAUGCAAUGAAGGUUUCUGCUAUUGGGGAAUUCUCUUCAAGAACUGAACCAAGUGCAAUGAAGGCUCCUGCUGUUGGAGAUGUUUCUGCAAUGAAUGCUUCAAAUGCUUUAAAGCUCUCUGCUAUUGGGGAUAUUCCAGUGGCGAAUGUACCAAGUGCAUUAAAGGCCUCUGCUGUUAAAGAUUUCUCUGGAGGGAAUGGACCGAAAUCAUCAAGGGUCUAUGCUGUUAGACGAGGUUUUCCAGUUGUUCGGGAUUUCCCUCCAGGAUGUGGACCAGGUGUUAGAGGAACCAGACUAAAAAUACAGUAAUGUCAAAUGAAAAAACAUGUUGUACAGGAGAGAAGUCACAACAGAACUUAGAGACCAACUAAGAACUCAUGGCAUCCGUGGAAAGUAACUGUCUUCUGAAACUUUUAAGAUCUUUUGCUAAAUAUUUCAUUACACAGUUCCUCGACAGACAGCUGCUCCAGCGGAAUCAAACUUUUAUUGGUCAAGCUCAGUACAAAAACAUAUGCAGCUUAAUAUACCAAAAACAUUUCACAUCCUGACAAUAUCCAUAUCCAGUCAACACAAGUUAUGAUCACUACUCUAGACUUCUUAUAUGAUAUACAUAUAUGAUAGGCUUCUUAUAUGAUUAUCCUUUUAGUUUUGAAAUUAUGCAUAUAUGAUAUGGCUGCCGGUCCACAACAUACGAGUGAUUCUAGCUAAAUCGAAAAACCUCAAAAUGAGACAAUUUUAUGUUGAAUGAUACUGUAGCAUCCUCUAUAUGUACAUAAAAAAUUUAUGGUUAA